Plasmodium cynomolgi strain B is the source of this 3165-nucleotide messenger RNA. RefSeq names its product UvrD/REP helicase. The coding region runs from base 1 to 3165 and encodes 1054 amino acids. Gene Ontology annotation, molecular function: ATP binding; 3'-5' DNA helicase activity; hydrolase activity. The transcript has 2 exons. The record is from RefSeq and is a predicted model, not a curated record. Gene Ontology annotation, biological process: recombinational repair. Gene Ontology annotation, cellular component: nucleus. NCBI's taxonomy places the organism in Eukaryota, Apicomplexa, Aconoidasida, Haemosporida, Plasmodiidae.
AUGCCGAGGGGAGAGCUCCAAGCCAAAGGGGAAACGAAGCGCCGCAAGGGAGGUGAUGGCGACACGAAGGAAGAGCGGCUAGAUCGACCGAACGCGCGCCUGAGCAUAAUCAAGGACAAGUCAUGGAACAGCGAAAGCAUGUUUAAUAGCAUCCUGUUCAGCAACCUAUCGAAGGAACAAAUCAAAAUAGUACAGGUUCCCCUUAACAGGAAUUUAUGUAUCAUUGCCUGUCCAGGGUCAGGCAAAACAUCCACGCUGACGGCACGCAUUAUCAGGAGUAUCAUCGAAAAAAAAAAAUCUGUUGUGUGUAUAACCUUCACCAAUUAUGCAGCCAACGACUUGAAGGAAAAAAUAACAAAAAAGAUUAACUGCUUGAUAGAUCUAUAUUUAGACACAGAUGUGAGGUGCAAACUCUUUACCGACAAAACAUUUAGGAAGAAAUGCGACACGAGUACCAAGAUCCACAGUAAGACUAAGCUCAAAGUGUUGCACACGGUUAUGUUUAUAGGGACGAUCCACUCCUUCUGUAGGUACCUCCUGUUCAAGUACAAAGGAGCUUUUAAAAUAUUAACAGAUUUUAUCAGUUCAAAUAUCAUUAAGCUAGCUUUUAAUAAAUUUUAUGCUUCUUUUUUGAAGGGUAAAUCUAGCCAGGGGAUGGGAGUGAAUUGUGUCGGGUCAGGCAAAGAGACAGGGGAUGAGCACAAGGGGUCUUUCGAUUUGAUGAGCUUUUUUAGCACUUUGAAGAAAAGCUUCAGUGAGAGGGACGCGCGGGAGAUAGAGGACGAGGCGGAGGGGCAGGGCGAUGGGGAUGGUGAUUACGAUGGGGAAGACGAUGACUAUGACGAUGACGAUGGUGACCACUUUUACAACUACCUCUACCACGUGAAACAUGCGAACGAGAGGAAGGACCACUUCGAGCAUGCGGACAUCCCAAGCAUCCUCAAAAAGAAACACGUUUUAUUUUUGAAGAAAAAAAUAAAACUCUUCAAAUAUGUGGAGCUGUACCAGAUGAAGAUCGAAAUGAACCCCGUGGAGUCAAAGUUCUACGCGGAGUACAAAAGGGUCUUGCAGAAUGCAAAACACAUUUACUACGACUUCGAUGAUUUGCUCAUCGAGACGUAUAGACUGAUGAAGGAGGAUGAGCGUAUCAGGGAUAGAAUCCUGGACGAGUGGCAUUACAUGUAUUGUGAUGAGUUCCAGGAUAUCAACACGACGCAGUUCAACAUUCUGCAGUUUUUUGCCAAUGGGAGUCGCGGCAGGGGUGCGGCGGGGAGCGGGGGGACACGCAGCGCAAACCGUCCAAAUGGGGGAAACCACCCCAGUGGGGCGAACCACCCAAGUGGGGCCAUCCCGCCAGGCAGGGCCCACGAGUCGGACAGGAGCCUCACCGUCAUCGGGGACGACGACCAAUCCAUUUACUCCUUCAGGGGUGCCCACAUUAACGUAUUCGACAAAAUUAUACGAGAACACAACUGCCUUCUGUUCAAACUUGGCACCAAUUUUAGAAGUACCAAAGAAAUCGUCCGAGUUUCUUGCAACCUGAUUUUGCACAAUGCCAGUUGCAGAAUAGCAAAGGAGUUACGCACGAAUAACGUGCAGGGAGAGAAGGUAAGCUUCCAUGCCUUCAAAACGAACAAUGACCAGGUAUCCUUUAUCUUGAGCCAAAUAAUUUUUUUAAAAAAAAAGUACAGCUAUAAGUUUGGCGAUUUUGUUAUCCUGUCUAGGACGAACAGGACAUUGAAGGAGACUCUCAAGUGCAUGCACAGCGUGGAUGUCAGGAGGAGGGCGGUGAAGUUCUUUCGCGAGCUGGGCAAGGCGGAGAGGGGUGCGCCUAGAUGUGGGGCAGGGGGGGCGGCAGGAUGUGCGGCAGGAUGUGCGGCAGGAUGUGCGGCAGGCGGAGGAAUAGCCGGGGGGACAACCGUCGGGACAGCCGUCGGGACAGCCGGCGGGGCAGCCGGCGGGGCAGCCGGGGGGGACCAGCACUGGGCGGACGUAACCACAGACACAUUCAAAAUACCAAUCAAAGAGCUGAACAAAAAGAAGUCCUUCUUCGGGUCGAAAGAAAUAGUGGAGUUAAUAACUGUCCUAAGGUUCCUCCUCAACGUGGACGAUGACAUCAUAUUGAAGAAGGCUUUCAAGAUUGUAAAAAACGACAAGGCGGUGCGGGGCAUCCUGGACAAGCUGGAAAGCAGCGACUUUGGCGGCAUCGCGCAAGAGGGGCAAGCAUCCUCAACUGUGAAAGAGGCAUCCUCACCUGUGAAAGAGAGGAGCCAAUUGAACGGAGACGAGGUCCACCAAUUGGAUAUGUUCACAGAAGGGGAGAUAAAAAAAAUUCUAGACUUUUUUUUUUGUGUAAAUUAUUUUUUAAAAUUCGCUUCACAACCCAACUCUGUGUACAGCCUGGUGAUGGACCUGCUCAGCAAAACCAGUUUCGUGAAAAGGACUCUCAAAAGGAUUAGGCGGAGACGGGACGCCGAGGUGGAAGGGGAGCAGGGGGAGGAGCGGAAGAGGCUGGAUGAGCUGGAGCAGCGGGAGGAACGGAAGAGGCUGGAUGAGCCGGAGGAGCGGGAGGAACGGAAGAGGCUGGAUGAGCCGGAGGAGCGGAAAAAGCUGGAUGAGCCGCAGCAUCGGGAGGAGCCGGAGCAGCGGAAGAAGCGCUCCUUCGACGAGUGCACGGGUGACAGCGAUGCGAGCCACCCCGACCUCGUGAACGAACUCAAAAUUAAGCGAGAUCUCCGCACGCACUUCGGACUCAGCGAAGAAGACCUCGCGGAACACGAAAUGCAAAAUAUAUUCGUCCUCUUAGAGAUGACAAUGGAAUACAAGCCAAACCAGAUAAAUGAGAAAUGCUCAGACUGUCUGAUUUCCUUCCUGAACGAUUUUAAGAAUAACAUACACGACAGGAUGUUAGUGGAGAAGGUGACCCUGACGACAAUCCACAAGUCGAAGGGGUUGGAGUGGAAGGUGGUCUUUAUUGUCAAUGCUAUGGAAGGGGAAAUGCCUCAGACGGCGGAGAGUAAUAGGGACAUAAUUGAGGAGCGGAAAAUUUUUUAUGUAGGCAUUACUAGGGCCAAGUUUUUCUUGUACCUGCUCUGCUUCUUGCAGAACAGUCACACGGCGGAGAAGAACACCGUGUCGAGGUUCGUCAGUCAGAUGGCCAUUUGA